AUGGCACGGUCACUAUCUUUAAUUAAGUUGGUUCUGAGUAUUAUAGUAUUUUUAAGCUUGAUUGAAAGCGUAUUUCCGGCUGGUUAUUAUGACGAUGUACCUGACCGUGAUGCGGUAGGAUUUGUGAUGGUUUUCACAACCGCUUUCGUAUUCAUGAGUUUUAGCCUGGUCGGAAUUAUAUUUGUGUUUGUACGAAUAUAUAUAAAAUGGAGAGAUACACAGAAGACGCUGUCAAUAGCCUUGAGAGUUCCUCUUUAUCUGGGAGUUCUAAAUGCUAUAUUGUGGGUAGGAGAACUUGUUAACUUUAUGCAUCCAGUAAUUUAUCAUACGAAUUGGCCCGACCAAACAUGCAAGGUCAUGGCCGGCAUAUCAAUCGCCUUCACACUCUUGGAAAGGUUCAUGACCGCUUCAAUUGCUGUCGUUACAUAUUUGAGGGUGUGCCGAAGAAUUUAUUGGAAUUAUGGUAAAUAUGACUGGAAAUUGUGGUUUGUUUCCGGGGCGAUUGCGUUAUUAUUUACGAUCAUGGGAUCUUCCAAAUUUGGGCCCACGUAUUAUUGGUGUGGUGCUGCAAGAGGUGAAAUUUAUGUCGUAAUCGUUGGAUUGGGAGUUUCCGUGGUGGUACUACUGGUAGUCGUUUUUUGCUACUUCAAAACCAUAAUGGCAAUACGGGACGUCGUAAAGCAGGCCUCGACCGUCAAUGCAACUCCCAAAAACGGCAACAGCAGCGAUAGUCAUCUCAAUGGAAUUAAAGGUUCGAGAGAUCGUCGUCAAUCGGCCAUGGCGCAUUCUACCUCAGAUGACAUCCAGGCUAAAGUCACCAAAAAAGUCAUGGGUUAUAUCCUGGUAUUUAUUCUUCAAUGGUUUCCUAUAUUCCCCUAUGACAUUUAUGAAAUUUUGGACAAAGACGCAGCUUGGGUGUAUGCAUUAGUUGCGAUAUCAUUUAAUUUUGGGGGCAUUGGAAAUGCGAUCUGCUACGUGAUGAACGAAGGUUGGGGAAUCCACGGAAACAACUCUUCAAUGAUCGAGGGCAAUGAGGAUCACACGUCAAAUACCUCCGCUUCAUCUAACGUCGAAAGAUUUAAUAGCCAUGAGAAUGACGAUGAUCUCAUUAAUCCCAUACCUUUGCAAGAACGUUCGGUCGUGCUCGAGGUCAAAAAUGAUAAUCUAGCCAUUGUGUAA
Messenger RNA from Acaulospora morrowiae, 1179 nucleotides. The record is from the annotation of a GenBank genome assembly. Lineage: Eukaryota; Fungi; Glomeromycota; Glomeromycetes; Diversisporales; Acaulosporaceae.